AUGGUCGGCCGCCUGCCUGACACCAACCCUCCUUGGGAAUGCUGUCGUGGUGGUUUACCCGCCACCGUGCGGGUAGCCCUAAGUGCAGAUGUAUUCAUCGAGAGAUUACAAGUUGACUUAGACAAGUGGCUAAAAGAUUACUUCAACGACUACCUCAUGUAUUAUGUAGCUGCGGAGGAUGAGGAAUUCUUAAAUUACAAUCGGGAAAAGACAAUAGCCCUUAACAACUUCACAGAUAACGCAAUUAACACGAUUAUCAAACGUAUACACGAUAUAAAAGCGGACGCCGUGCAACUACCCGCGUUCACUAUAUUCGUCACCAACGAUAAGGAAGUCCGAUUAAGGGACGGAGUAUUACGAGGGCUGGAUAGUAUUUACAGACGGGCGAUAGCUACCGGCACUAAGGACAAAUUAUUAGAAGAUAUUAGAAAAGUGGAUACUGUAGUCGGGUUCAGUGAUUUGAAGCUAAUAUACAGAUAUGACGCAAUCCUUAAAUCUGGCCUACCCCCCGUCACCGGUAUUCUGAUAUUAACGGCGGAUGAGUUGACUGCACAUAUGGGACUUCGUUUGGUCAAGACACCAGACACAGCUGAUUUGAGCUUUAGAUUCUUGGAACAAGCAAAGCCAGAAUCUUUAACCGUGGAAGGUCCAGCAAAUAGAAUGAUAUCGAACUUCAAAUAUUUGCUUGAACGACAUAUAAUUGCCAUUAUGAGUAACACCUUGAUGCAUAAUAUAAAUAUGCUUGGGACACUAGACAAAUGCAUUCCGUUACUUCCAACGUUUAAAGAACAAAGUGAACAGAAUCCUUCUGAAGAAGAAAACAGAGAAGAUAAUAUGUUGGUAAACAUAACUAGUUCCUUUGAAGCAGCUUUGGAAAAAAGUAAUAUAUCACGAGAUGAUUCUCCAGCUCCCACAUAUGAAGGGUCGGAUGAACAUCAUCCUGUUAACAGCAGAGAAGAUAAUAUGUUGGUUAAUAUAACCAGUUCCUUUGAAGCCGCUUUAGAAAAAAAUAACGUAUCAAGUGAUCAUUCUCCAUCUCCGAUGUAUGAAGGGUCAGAUGAACAUCACCCUGUUAACAGCAGAGAAGAUAAUAUGUUGGUUAAUAUAACCAGUUCCUUUGAAGCAGCUUUGGAAAAAAGUAACGUAUCACAUGAUAAUUCUCAAGCUACGGUGUAUGAAGGGUCAAUUGAAGAACAUCCUAGCAACAGCAGAGAGGAUAAUAUGUUAGUUAAUAUAACUAGUUCUUUUGAAGCAGCUUUGGAUAGAAGUACAGUCCUUGCGAAAAUCACGUACUAUCUAAAAAGCUUAAAAUAA
Molecule: messenger RNA, 1314 nt
Organism: Vanessa atalanta (red admiral)
Lineage: Eukaryota; Metazoa; Arthropoda; Insecta; Lepidoptera; Nymphalidae
Exons: 8
Coding region: 1-1314 (437 amino acids)
Source: RefSeq, a predicted model, not a curated record